AUGGCGGGCAGCUCGCCGACCAAGCAGAACCGCAGACUCGAGGCCUCGGAGAUGAUGUUCUCGUCGCCCACCAAGUCCAUGAUCAUGAGCACACCACGCGGCGGCGGCGCGAGCCCCUGGCGCAUCAAGGUCACCGUCCAGGCUGAACCCGGAAGCGACGACGUCAACGCAUCCCCGUCCGUGAAGCGAGUAACCACGAGAACGAAAACUACGACGGUGCCAUUGAAGGAUCACGAUACCUCCUCGCCUGUCAAACGCCCCCGCGGACGCCCCCGAAAGUCUGACGUGGGAGCCACACCUAAACCAAAGCGGAAGCCAACACCAGUCAACAGACGCGCACGAUCCGGAUCACGCGAGUUGAAUAUGACGGGUGGAGAGUCAAGCGCAGCCGAUGGAGAGACCGCUGUGCCGCCCAAGAAGCGGAGAGGCCGGCCCAGGAAG
Alternaria postmessia is the source of this 441-nucleotide messenger RNA. RefSeq lists its product as uncharacterized. The transcript has a single exon. The record is from RefSeq and is a predicted model, not a curated record. NCBI's taxonomy places the organism in Eukaryota, Fungi, Ascomycota, Dothideomycetes, Pleosporales, Pleosporaceae. The annotation marks the transcript as partial. Gene Ontology annotation, molecular function: DNA binding. Gene Ontology annotation, biological process: regulation of DNA-templated transcription. Gene Ontology annotation, cellular component: chromatin; nucleus.